Penicillium antarcticum is the source of this 1449-nucleotide messenger RNA. It is a transcript of the gene dbp5, whose product is annotated as ATP-dependent RNA helicase DBP5. The record is from RefSeq and is a predicted model, not a curated record. Gene Ontology annotation, biological process: poly(A)+ mRNA export from nucleus. Gene Ontology annotation, molecular function: RNA binding; ATP binding; RNA helicase activity. Lineage: Eukaryota; Fungi; Ascomycota; Eurotiomycetes; Eurotiales; Aspergillaceae. Gene Ontology annotation, cellular component: nucleus; cytoplasmic stress granule. The transcript has 6 exons. The coding region runs from base 1 to 1449 and encodes 482 amino acids.
AUGUCUUCUGAAGCUACCGAAGCCACCCCGGGCUCUGGCUCCUUGGCUGAUCGCAUCACCAAGCCCGAAGAGUCGAAGCCUACCGAUGCGCCCAGCACCGGUGAGGAUGGCGCUCCUGCCGGUCACAAUGGUUCAGAGCUCGCUGAGCCAGACUACACCGUCGAGGUCAAGCUGAGUGACCUGCAGGCCGACCCCAACAACCCCCUGUUCUCUGUUAAGAGCUUCGAAGAUCUUGGCCUAGAUGAGCGCAUUCUCAAGGGUCUCGCCACCAUGAACUUCCGCAAGCCUUCGAAGGUCCAGGAACGCGCCUUGCCUCUGCUCAUGAGUAAUCCUCCCAAGAACCUUGUCGGUCAAUCGCAGUCCGGUACCGGUAAGACUGCUGCUUUCGUUCUCAAUGUCCUCAGCCGCCUCGAUCUCUCGACCCCAGAAAUGCAGAGCUCGCCACAGGCUCUGAUUCUCGCUCCUACCCGUGAGCUCGCUCGUCAGAUUGUGGGUGUUAUUCAGAUUAUGGGCCAGUUCCUUGACGGUCUAGUCAUUGGCACUGCUGUCCCCGCCGAUUCCAACGCCCGCACCGGUAAGAUGGACUGCUCGGUUGUGGUCGGCACACCCGGUACCGUUCAGGAUAUGAUCAAAAGACGCAACCUCAACCCCGCCCAAUUGAAGGUUUUGGUUCUGGAUGAGGCCGAUAACAUGCUUGACCAGCAAGGUCUUGGAGACCAGUGCAUCCGUGCCAAGGCUAUGCUCCCCCGCAAUGUUCAGAUCGUCCUGUUCUCUGCCACUUUCCCUGCUCACGUGUACCGUUACGCGGGCAAGUUUGCUCCCAAUGCGAACGAGAUCACCCUGCAGCACGAGGAAUUGACUGUUGAGGGCAUUAAGCAGCUUUACAUGGAUUGUGACAACGAAGAACAAAAGUACCAGAACCUUGUCCAGCUUUACGGACUUCUUACCGUCGGAUCAUCCAUUAUCUUCGUUCGGACUCGUUCCUCUGCCAUUGAGAUUGAGCGACGUAUGGUUGCCGAGGGACACACUGUUGCAUCUCUCACUGGUGGUGUUGAAGGCUCUCAGCGUGAUGCUGUCAUUGAUGCCUUUCGUAACGGUGACGCGAAGGUUCUUAUCACAACUAACGUUCUUGCCCGUGGAAUCGACGUCUCCACAGUCUCUCUUGUGGUCAACUACGAUGUCCCCGAGGAGUACGCUCAAAACAAGCCAUCUGGCACACCCGACUACCAGACCUAUCUCCACCGUAUUGGUCGUACUGGUCGUUUUGGUCGCAUUGGUGUGGCUAUUUCAUUUGUCGCCAACCGAGGCGAAUGGGAAAUGUUGCGCAAGAUCCAAGAGCAUUUCGGAUGCAACAUUGAGCGUAUCGACACCAACGACUGGGAUGAGGUGGAAGAGAUCAUCAAAAAGACCAUCAAGAGUACCCGUGCUCAGUCUACCUUCAAGAACUGA